Messenger RNA from Cucurbitaria berberidis CBS 394.84, 1395 nucleotides. Its product is annotated as mRNA cleavage and polyadenylation factor IA/II complex. NCBI's taxonomy places the organism in Eukaryota, Fungi, Ascomycota, Dothideomycetes, Pleosporales, Cucurbitariaceae. The transcript has 2 exons. Gene Ontology annotation, cellular component: mRNA cleavage factor complex; nucleus. Gene Ontology annotation, molecular function: polynucleotide 5'-hydroxyl-kinase activity. The record is from RefSeq and is a predicted model, not a curated record. Gene Ontology annotation, biological process: tRNA splicing, via endonucleolytic cleavage and ligation. The coding region runs from base 1 to 1395 and encodes 464 amino acids.
AUGAUAUCCCUACCAGGCCUCAACCUGGCCUCGCAGCCCAUCGAACCUCUCAACGUCCCUACAUCGACCGCUACACGAACUCAAGAUCUCUCCGCCAAUACCGAAUACCGCUUCGAAGUCAGCUUCUCUCGCACUCUCACAGUCAAGCUUCAGUCGGGAACCGCAGAGUUCUUUGGCACAGAGCUCGCACCUGCCACCACAUACACAUUCCAAGGCACAAAAGGCGCUAUAUUCACAUGGCAUGGCUGCAAACUUGAGAUUGGUGGUGAGGUUGAGUCAGACUAUGUCGCGGAAGAGACGCCUAUGAUGAGCUGUGCGAACCUGCAUUUCGCGCUGGAGAACCUCAGGGACAAGAGCGUGAGCAGUGGAAGCGUCGAGAUGGGCCCGAGAGUGCUCGUUGUGGGGCCCGAAAACUCGGGCAAGACCUCACUUAUCAAGACAAUGACGUCUUACGCGGUGAAAAGCGGGAGGCAACCAAUGGUAGUGAACUUGGAUCCGCGACAGGGCAUGCUCAGCGUGCCGGGCUCCUUUUCAGCAGCAGCAUACUCAUCCAUCGUUGACAUCGAGGAAGGGUGGGGGAGCAGCCCAAUUUCAGGGCCGAGUCCCAUUCCUGUGAAGAUGCCACUAGUAUAUCACUACGGGCUCAAAGACCCAGAGGAGGGCAAAGCGUUCAAGCCUCUGGUAACACGCAUGGCAUUGGCUGUCACAAGUAGACUGGAGGAAGAUAAUGCGAGCAAACAGGCUGGCUUCAUCAUCGAUAGCUCGGGCGCCAUUAGCCAAGGGAAGAAUGGCGUCUACGAGAACAUAGAACACAUUGUUUCUGAGUUUUCUGUGAACGUCCUAAUAACCCUUGGCUCCGAACGAUUAUACUCGGACCUCGCGCGCAAGUUCUCCAACCAAGUCCGCGACCCCUCCGAAUCCGUCUCGGUCAUUCGUCUCGAGAAAUCCGGCGGCUGCGUCGACCGCAGCGAAGAAUACAUGAAGGCCCUCCGGCACGCACAAAUCCGAGAGUACUUCUUCGGCAAGGGCGACGAGACGCUCGCGCCGAGUAGUCAGAUGGCCGAUUUCGGGGACCUGAAUCUAUUCAAGCUGGUCCAAGAAAGCGACAAUGCGGAGUACAGACCGGGAGACUACGACGCGUCGUCAAGUCCGAUAUACGAGAAGAUUACGCCGUCGGCAGCGUUGCAGAAUAAAUUGCUUGCUAUUACGACGGCGAGCCCGAAUGAGAGGCAAGAAGUUAUCCGCGAUUCUAGUAUCAGGGGGUACAUCUAUGUGGCGGAUGUGGAUGAGGCCAAGAAGAAGGUGAAGCUGUUGAGUCCGCAGCCGGGACAGACACCGGGGAAUGCUAUGGUACUGGGGAGCUGGCCAGAGGAUAUCCCAGGGUUGGUCAGUUAA